GUAGGCCAAUAGGAAACCAGUUUAAGUGCACAUUUAUCUUUUAUUCUUCCUGCUAACUGAGUAGCAAAGAGACGGUCAUAGAUAACAGCUGCAGUCUGAUGCAGAAGCCUUUACUAACUUUAUAAAGGUGUCUGCGUUUCCCUUCUCUGGCUGCAGUCAGAAACCAUUAACAUCCCAUUUCUUUUACCUCUAGCAUGCAGGCCAUUGACCACUCAAUAGCUCCAGAUGAGGAAGUAUUCAAAAGCAGGAACUUAAGCUUAUUUACAAAAUGUUCUGCUUUCUCAGUCUGAGAAAGGAAACAUGAAUGCGAGUGAAGUCUCCGCAGUGUAUCGUUGAAAAAAGAAUCAAAGUUGGAUUAAUUAACUGAAAAGUAUCAGUCCUUGGCUCAAGCUGUUGUAUUAAGAAUGGGCAGUAAGGAAAGAUAUCACUGGCAGAGUCAGAAUGUCAAGCAGAGUGGUGUCGACGACAUGGUCCUUCUUUCAAAGAUCAGUGAGGAGUCCAUUGUGGAGAACCUUAAGAAACGUUACAUGGAUGACUACAUUUUUACAUACAUUGGUCCAGUGCUCAUAUCAGUAAAUCCAUUCAAACAGAUGCCUUACUUUACAGACCGGGAAAUUGAACUUUAUCAAGGAGCUGCUCAGUAUGAAAACCCACCUCACAUCUAUGCACUGACAGACAAUAUGUACAGAAACAUGAUGAUUGAUGGAGAAAACCAGUGUGUUAUUAUAAGUGGUGAAAGUGGAGCUGGAAAAACAGUAGCUGCAAAAUACAUAAUGGGAUACAUCUCCAAAGUAUCCGGAGGAGCGGAAAAAGUGCAGCACGUGAAGGACAUUAUUCUCCAGUCUAACCCUCUGCUAGAAGCUUUUGGAAAUGCCAAGACUGUGAGGAACAACAACUCCAGCAGAUUUGGAAAAUAUUUUGAAAUCCAGUUUAGCCGAGGAGGGGAACCAGAUGGUGGAAAAAUCUCCAACUUCCUUUUAGAGAAAUCCAGAGUGGUAAACCAGAAUGAGAAUGAGAGGAACUUCCAUAUAUACUACCAGCUAAUUGAAGGAGCCUCUGAGGAGCAACGGCAAAACCUAGGAAUCAUGACCCCUGAUUACUACUUCUACCUUAACCAGUCAGCAACCUACAAAGUGGAUGGAACAGAUGAUCGACAAGAAUUUCAUGAAACUCUGGAUGCCAUGCAGGUAAUCGGGAUCCCACAGCAGCAACAGCAGCUUGUCCUCCAGAUCAUUGCAGGGAUUAUGCACCUUGGAAACAUCGGCUUUAGAGAAUGCGGUAACUACGCACAAGUGGAAGACAGUGAUCUUUUGGCCUUUCCUGCAUACCUGCUUGGAAUUGACCAGACUCGUCUUAAUGACAAACUGACGAGCAGAAAAAUGGACAGCAAGUGGGGUGGCAAGACAGAGUCCAUCAAUGUGACACUGAACGUAGAACAAGCAUCCUACACCAGAGAUGCACUUGCGAAAGGACUCUACUCCCGCUUAUUCGACUUCUUAGUAGAAGAGAUUAAUAAAGCUAUUCAGAAGCCUUAUGAAGAGUACAGCAUUGGUGUCCUGGAUAUCUAUGGAUUUGAAAUAUUUAAGAAAAAUGGAUUUGAGCAGUUUUGCAUUAACUUUGUAAAUGAGAAAUUGCAACAGAUCUUUAUUGAGCUUACUUUAAAGGCUGAACAGGAAGAAUAUGUGCAAGAGGGAAUCAACUGGACUGCUAUUGAUUAUUUUAACAACAAAAUUGUGUGUGACCUCAUUGAAAGUAAACUGAAUCCUACUGGAAUUAUGAGUGUCCUUGAUGAUGUGUGUGCCACAAUGCAUGCCACUGGAGAGGGAGCAGAUGGUACCCUGCUACAAAAGCUUCAAGCAGCUGUUGGGUGUAAUGAGCAUUUCAACAGCUGGAACUCAGGCUUCGUUAUACAUCACUAUGCUGGAAAGGUGUCAUACGAUGUGAAUGGAUUUUGUGAAAGAAAUCGUGAUGUCCUCUUCACUGACCUCAUAGAACUCAUGCAGAGUAGCGAAUAUGGCUUCAUUCGGAUGCUUUUUCCUGAAAAGUUAGAUGUGGACAAGAAAGGCAGGCCAACCACAGCAGGUACCAAGAUCAAGAAACAGGCAAAUGAUUUGGUAAACACCUUAAUGAAAUGCACCCCACACUACAUCCGUUGCAUUAAACCUAAUGAGACCAAACGUCCAAAGGACUGGGAAGAGAGCAGAGCCAAACAUCAAGUUGAAUAUCUUGGACUGAAGGAAAACAUCCGAGUUCGAAGAGCAGGCUUUGCAUACCGAAGAGUGUUCAAAAAAUUUUUACAGAGGUAUGCUAUCCUAACCCCAGAAACAUGGCCUUCCUGGCGUGGAGACGAGCGUCAGGGUGUUCAACACCUACUGCAGUCUGUGAACAUGGAUUAUGAUCAAUAUCAAAUGGGCCGCAGCAAAGUGUUUGUCAAAAAUCCAGAAUCAUUAUUCUUGUUGGAAGAGAUGCGAGAACGAAAGUUUGACACUUUUGCACGGACUAUUCAGAAAGCAUGGAGGCGCUACAUUGCACGAAGAAAGUAUGAACAAAUGAGAGAAGAAGCUUCAAGUAUACUUUUGAAUUUCAAGGAAAGACGGAAAAACAGUAUCAAUCGCAAUUUUGUGGGGGACUACCUUGGAAUGGAGGAUAGGCCAGAGCUCCGACAAUUUAUUGGAAAAAGAGAGAGGAUAGACUUUGCAGAUUCUGUUAAUAAAUAUGAUCGUCGAUUUAAGUCUAUAAAGCGUGAUGUCAUUCUAACGCCAAAGCACCUUUAUAUGAUUGGCCGUGAAAAAGUCAAGAAAGGUCCAGAAAAGGGUCAAAUCAAGGAAGUGUUGAAAAAGAAAAUUGAAAUUCAGACCAUCAAGGCAAUUUCUCUCAGCACCAAGCAGGAUGAUUUCUUUAUUCUUCAUGAAGUGGAGUAUGAUAACCUUCUGGAGUCUGUAUUCAAGACAGAGUUUCUUAGUUUGCUUUGUAAACGCUUUGAGGAACUCACCAAGGGCAAGCUUCAGCUCAGCUUUUCAGACACACUACAGUUCAAAGUGAAGAAGGAAGGCUGGGGAGGAGGUGGAACUCGUAAUGUCGUCUUCAGCAGGGGCCAAGGAGAUCUGACUAUGAUAAAACCUGCAGGGAAGACACUUAAUGUUAGCAUUGGAGAUGGACUGCCCAAGAACACAAAGCCAUCUCGGAAAAGUGCCCCACAGUCCAGAGGUCAACCAGGUUACCAUCAAACCAAGAAGCAUGGGCCUCCAAGUAGAGGUCUCCCACCAACUCCAAGAGAUGAUUACCGGAAUGGGGCAGCACAAUUUUCCAGGAAUACUCCUCAACAAGAUCAGAUGUACACUUCACCAAACAAACAUGGCAAGGCACCUCCAGCCACAGCACUAGUAAAACACGGAGCCACUAACAAAGCACGGCAAGUUUCCUCGUCAUGUGACAUGGAAUUUUUAAAUGUGCCUGACCAGGGUGUUGCUGGGCAACAAAGGAAGAAAAGCAUUAGCAAGAGACCACAACCUGGAGUGGGUCGCCCAAAGCCACAGGCAAAAGCAGCAGCUCCCAAAUGUCGAGCACUCUAUCAGUAUGUAGGCCAAGAUGUAGAUGAACUCAGCUUCAACGUCAACGAAGUCAUUGAUGUUCUGCUGGAAGAUGCAUCGGGAUGGUGGAAAGGCAGGCUACGUGGAAAAGAAGGUCUAUUCCCUGGAAAUUAUGUGCAAAAAAUUUGAUUGUAAGCCUUGAUAGUGUUUUCAUCAUUAGAUUACCAAUGGACCUGUAGUUGAAUGCCUAUUUAUUACCAAAGCCAGUUCUUCUGAUUCACUAGCCACAUACAGAGGAGGAGUAUGUUGACAUUACACCAGUCAAAACAAGAGCAUCACAGCUUUGAAUCUGUACAAUGCAUAUUCCAAAGUCCCUUACCUGAACUGGCAGAAGAUUUUUAGCAUUUUUAACUUUUUCUUGUCUUUUUUUUUUUUUUUUUUUAAGUUUUGUAAGCAUUUUUGCACUUUUGAAACAGAACUUUUCAGCUGAUCGAGCUACACGGUGUGCAUCAGCAAAAGCAUUGCAUAACAUACACUGUUCCCUUUAAAAUACAGUCAAAGUGAUUACCUUUUCUGGGAUCCUUUGGGAUGAUGUGUAAUGUAACUCUCUGAAAACUAAAAUAUUGAAAAGUCACAGCUACAAGCCGCAUUAAAUCUAUGAGAUUUGUUUCUUAUAAUAAAGCAGCAACCAUAUUCUGACACACUGAAUAGUCCAGACUGUGAACCAAAUCAAAUCUUAGAAGACAGUUUCCAGGAAUAAGAAGUUUGUUGUCAAAUUCUUGUCUGAUUUACUCCAAUGCAGGGUAAAACUGUCAUGUCUUAGAAGAAAUCAAGAGAACACAAUGCUGCUAAAAUGUCGUGCAAUGUUUGGCCUGUUGUUUUAUGAUUUAGUUAUUAUAGCACGGUUCAAACCUAGACCAACAUGCACUGUGGACGUGCCAAGUUUGUGGAUUCUCUAAUUGUAUCCUAAUAAAAUGUAAGUGGCUUUAUUUAAAAAUAAAAGUCAUAGCUGUGUUUCGCAGUUUCCAACA
Molecule: messenger RNA, 4561 nt
Organism: Protopterus annectens (West African lungfish)
Lineage: Eukaryota; Metazoa; Chordata; Ceratodontiformes; Protopteridae
Gene: MYO1F
Product: myosin IF
Exons: 28
Coding region: 405-3719 (1104 amino acids)
Biological process (GO): vesicle transport along actin filament; actin filament organization
Cellular component (GO): myosin complex; cytoplasm; microvillus
Molecular function (GO): actin filament binding; ATP binding; microfilament motor activity
Source: RefSeq, a predicted model, not a curated record